AUGUCAAAGGGAAAAGUUUUGUUAGUUCUUUACGAAGGUGGUAAACACGCUCAAGAGCAAGAAAAACUAUUGGGAUGUAUUGAAAACGAACUUGGCGUUAGAAAAUUCAUCGAAGAGCAGGGAUACRAAUUGGUCGCCACCACUGACAAGGACCCUGAGCCAACUUCAACGGUAGACAAAGAAUUAAAAGAUGCCGAAAUUGUCAUUACAACGCCUUUCUUCCCAGCGUACAUCUCGAGAAACAGGAUUGCCGAGGCACCUAACUUAAAGCUUUGUAUUACCGCUGGUGUUGGAUCUGAUCAUGUCGAUUUGGAAGCUGCCAAUGAAAGAAAAAUCACGGUCACCGAAGUCACUGGUUCCAAUGUUGUCUCCGUCGCAGAACACGUUCUGGCCACGAUCUUAGUUUUGAUAAGAAACUACAAUGGUGGUCACCAACAGGCGAUUGAUGGUGAGUGGGAUAUCGCUGGUGUAGCCAAAAACGUAUAUGACUUGGAAGACAAAGUUAUCUCAACAGUUGGUGCAGGCAGAAUUGGUUACAGAGUUCUCGAAAGAUUGGUUGCUUUCAAUCCUAAGAAGCUACUGUACUAUGACUAUCAGGAGUUACCUACCGAAGCGGUCAAUAGAUUGAACGCGGCCAGUGAACUUUUUAAUGGUAGAGGCAACAUUGUCCAAAGAGUGGAAAAAGUGGAGGACAUGCUUGCCCAGUCGGAUGUCGUUACCAUAAACUGCCCUUUGCAUAAAGAUUCAAAGGGUUUGUUCAACAAGCAGCUCAUUUCUCACAUGAAGAAUGGGGCUUACUUGGUUAACACCGCUAGGGGUGCCAUUUGUGUCGCCGAAGAUGUCGCGGAAGCAGUCAGAUCUGGAAAAUUGGCAGGCUACGGCGGUGAUGUCUGGGAUAAGCAACCAGCACCAAAAAACCAUCCUUGGAGAUCUAUGGAUAAUAAGGACCAUGUAGGAAAUGCGAUGACUGUUCAUAUUAGCGGUACCUCUCUGGAUGCUCAAAAGAGAUAUGCUCAAGGUGUAAAAAACAUUUUGAACAGCUACUUUUCCAAGAAAUUUGACUACCGUCCUCAGGAUGUUAUUGUUCAGAACGGUACCUACGCCACAAGAGCCUAUGGUCAGGAAAAAAAGUCUUUAUGA
Molecule: messenger RNA, 1140 nt
Organism: Saccharomyces eubayanus
Lineage: Eukaryota; Fungi; Ascomycota; Saccharomycetes; Saccharomycetales; Saccharomycetaceae
Gene: FDH1
Product: formate dehydrogenase (NAD+)
Exons: 1
Coding region: 1-1140 (379 amino acids)
Cellular component (GO): cytosol
Molecular function (GO): formate dehydrogenase (NAD+) activity; oxidoreductase activity, acting on the CH-OH group of donors, NAD or NADP as acceptor; NAD binding
Source: RefSeq, a predicted model, not a curated record